Penaeus chinensis is the source of this 1298-nucleotide messenger RNA. Its product is annotated as receptor-type tyrosine-protein phosphatase S-like. Bases 67 to 1236 code for a protein of 389 amino acids. The transcript has 9 exons. NCBI's taxonomy places the organism in Eukaryota, Metazoa, Arthropoda, Malacostraca, Decapoda, Penaeidae. The record is from RefSeq and is a predicted model, not a curated record. Gene Ontology annotation, molecular function: protein binding.
CUGUGAUGGGUGUGUGACCGUCGUUUUCCUCUCGGUCCUCAGGUCAAGAUUCCGUUCUCCGUCAAGAUGGGAUUGCUAUGUCAACCAAAGAUCGUGCGGGCGUGCUUUCUUGUUGCAAUAUUUGCAGGCAUAUGUGCAACUCAGGUUCAAGCGACGUCUUUGUACCUGCGGGUCACGAGAGCCGACUCACCUGAUGGCCCCGAAAUCGAGGUCACCUGGACAAUGCCCAAGCAGUACCCUCACCUGACCCUCACCUGGGUGGCACUCACCUACACCUCACAGGUGAGCGAGAGGGAAGUCGGCAACCACCAGCUGGAGGAAGGGAGCGGAAGUUACGUCAUCAAUGAAGGCCUGAGAUAUAACCAACAGUACAAGAUCUGUCUCAUGACCUCCUCGCCUGCCUGUGACCACGCCUCCUCGACCUGCUCCUACCUCAAGGUGCCCUCAGCGCCUUCGCCUAAGAAUGCGAAAGGCGUGCCCCUCUACCUGACGCUGGGUCCCGUCCACAGCAAAAACCUGACGGCGGUGUGGGCGGAGCUUCCCCGUAGCCACUCCCCUAACUCCGACCUCGAGGGCAAGGUCAGCAAGGGGUUCAAGGUCGUGUGGAGGAGGGUCGAGGGGUUGGUGGGUCAUCCGGGUCACGCUUCGAACCUCGUGACCUCCAGGCAUCUCAUAAGGGGUCUCAUUCCCGGCACAAGAUAUGAAGUCUGUGUUGGCGAAACGCUUACCCCUGACGUCUAUAUGACCUGUGACGUUAUUGUUACGGAAGAAGACGUGCCCGGCCCCCCCCUCGCCGAGUCGGGGUCAUGCAGCAUCCAGGCACGAGGCACUCACUGGCGCUGUGACGUCACGUGGGCGGCUCCAGAGAAGACUCAUGGCAGGAUCAGAGGGUACCUCGUCGAGUGGAAGGACCGCGAAGGAUACGUCCUGAUGGAGAGCCUGCCGAGGGGCGUGCUAUGCGACCCCCUCUGCUAUGAGUCCCAGGUCGUGAAUUUCCACCCGACGGAGGUGUGCGUCUCGGCGAGGACCAGGGCGGGGCAAGGCUGGGAGAGCUGCGUGCCCAUCCAUGACGUUUCGGGGAGAAUCCUAGCCUUCUUCGAGUUAAAGGUAAUGCUGAUCAUCGGAGUGACCAUCCUUAUCUACCAGCUGGGUCCGGCGAUCCUCAAGGCGAUGCUCAAGUGCUGCCUAAGGGGUUUAUACCGACACGUAGAAGGAGAGAAAAAGCAUCCAGUGUGAGGUCAGCGCUUCGAGGUCACGUCAGCGUCUAUUUUUUACAAGAAAUAAAUCAUUAUAAACAA